AUGAAAUUCAAAUGCCACAGAAGCCAGGACAUCCAUUUUCUUAUAUGUGUAACAUGCUACUCAGUGGCGCACAAAUCAUGCCAAGAAAGACUCAAAAAUUGGAUACACUUAAAUGACCAUAAGAUGUACUGCUCAAGAGCCUGCCAGGAAGAUGCAAAAAUAAAUGAAAACCUUCUGGAAAAUGCCCAGUUAUUAAAGAAAGAAAAUGAAGAGCUGCUGCAGGCAUUGGAACAGAAAGAUAAUUACAUAAAGAGAACAAUAGCAAUAAAAGAACAAAUAAAUACGGAUGCCAUAGAGAUGGAAGAAUUCUUUACAAGACAACUGGAAGAAAGAAAAAGUCAAAUGAACCUGUUGGAAAGCCAAAAAAGUGAAUUACAGAGAACAAUAGUGUUGAUGCAAAAACCAAAAGCCAACUGUUCAACACAAACUACUACAAUAAAUAAAACCGACUCAUAUAUCCAAACGGAGUCAGCAAAAAUGGUGACAUCAGCAAGCCAAACGACGAUCGAAACUGAAACAGUAAUAAACACACAAGUAGGACAAACAGAGCAAGAGCAGGAAACCGCCUGUCAAACCACGAGAGCUCCGAUCGAGGAAACUACAAAUGAAAUAGAUUGUGAAGUAAAACCAGAGGAAGACAGUUUAUAUACUGAACUAUUAACAGCUCAACUAUUACGAAUACAAAUCGACAAAGAAAUACAAACAGCGGACUGCCAAAAAACUGGGUACAGCACAAAAGAAAUAAACACAACAGAGAGAGUGGUAGAAAAAGUCCCACAAAUCGUCAUUCUGGGUGACUAUACAAUAAAGGGAAGUAUGCAGAUUCUCAGAAGAUUGAGAAAUGAGAGAUAUGACACAAACUGUCAAUAUAAUCACAUCUCAAAUGAAGAGAUAAUUACUAAAAGUAGAGCACUUUCACAAAAUUUAUCCCUGAAAGACCAUAUAAUCAUAUUUUUAACACAAAAAGACAUAAUUAGAGGGAAAACUCUGACUCAAAAGCUACUCCAAGAAUUAAUAUUGACAGCCGAGCACACAAAUGUAUUAGUGGUGGGAUCAUUGUUUGCUAGAAAAGAAAAAAUUGCUCUAAAUAAAAUGAUACAAAACCAAAACGAUCAAACAAAACUCUACCUUUCAAACUUAAAUAUAGAUUUUGAAGAUCCAAAUAACAUACAGGAUUGCAAUUAUACAGGAAGAUUUGAUUGGAAAUUUAAUCUCAUGGUGAAAGUGUGCAAUAAAUAUAUAAACACAAAACAUCACGAUUUUAACAAAGAAGUGGAAAGAAGGCUUCAAGCGCUAACGAAAAAAGCACCGCAAACUAAAAGAGACAUAAACAUACUACAAAAUAUAACAAUAACACCAACAUACACAGAAAAAAAUAUCCCUCAAAACAAAACACAAACAAUGAAACAAAUAACAACAUCGACUCCAAAUAAAAAUUUUUGGAAGGCAAGGCAGAUAAGGCACUGGAGAUAA
Messenger RNA from Ceutorhynchus assimilis (cabbage seed weevil), 1473 nucleotides. Lineage: Eukaryota; Metazoa; Arthropoda; Insecta; Coleoptera; Curculionidae. The record is from the annotation of a GenBank genome assembly.